Messenger RNA from Gaeumannomyces tritici R3-111a-1, 3846 nucleotides. RefSeq lists its product as hypothetical. Bases 357 to 2576 code for a protein of 739 amino acids. Lineage: Eukaryota; Fungi; Ascomycota; Sordariomycetes; Magnaporthales; Magnaporthaceae. The transcript has a single exon. The record is from RefSeq and is a predicted model, not a curated record.
CAACAGCCCACGACCGCCCUCAGAAGGGGGAGCAGCAAGCCCGUAGCCGACUCUCCGACACUCUGAUCUCCCUCUCACCCCUUUCCACAAGAUCCAUUGCCCACCCGCCAAACAAAACCGAGGCAGAGGUGGUACGGUACAACAGGCCGCACACCCCGCCACGCCCUGGAGGUUUCCUCCUCCCCCGAGAACGCAUCAGCGGGUUCCCCAAGACGUCCACCUGUGUUGCUGUUGCUGUUACUGUUGCUGCCGCCGUCAGGCACAUCAGCCAUACGCCCUCGCCCUCUCCUUUUUGUCUCUUUGUUGCGCCUCUCCCACGCCCCUUUAAAUACACCGUCCAUCUCGUCAUUUUUCUUAUGGUGGCGUGUGUGUCAAGCACCCACCAGGUCUCAGACCACCCCCAAGCGCAGCCAACCAUAGCAUCCACCACCGCACGCCGCCCAACACCUCACUCGUCUUCCACUGUAAUCACCACUAGGGCUCUCUCACCAACACCUCCGCUGCCACCACCACCACUACAACACCGCCUCCACCGCUGUCAUUCACCCAUUGUCCUCCCUAUUCGCCCUAGGGAUCUCGGGGCCCUGACUUCAACAAAGCCACAGCCUACCAUAGACGACCUCCAAUCCAUGGCGUCUCCAACCGAGGGGAAGCGGCGGUUCGCCCCCAUCCCCAUAGAAACGACCUUCGCGCAGUACCGCAAGCCCGGCAACCUGCCCGGCCCCGCCGCCGAGCUGACGCCAGACCCGUCGCCCGAGCCCUCGCCCACGUUCGCCCCGGCGCCCGUCCUGGUGUUCGAGCCCGCAGCCGCAGAGGCCUACACCACCGCUAGCUAUGAUGCGCCGCGUGACAAGAGGCGGUUCGCGCCGCAGCUUAUCGACUCGUCGCGACGGUCCCGUCGCACCGGCGACGUCGGCCCGGCCACGCGGCCCAUCGACAAGACCGACAUCACCCCCUACCACAACCACAUCUACUCCGUCCAGCGCACCAAGAAACGUCAUAACAAGAUCACAGGGCUCGCUAGGCGCGAGUCGUGUGACGAGGAGACGGCUGAACACAUGUACAACCUAGCAAAGAAGGAGAUCGAGAAGCGCCUGCAGGAGAUAGCACUCUCUGCUUUCCCCAACAGCGGCCAGAGGAUAGGCGGCGCCGAGCACUUCUUCGCCCGCGAGGGCUCCGACGACGGCGACGAUGCCUCGGAAGACGCGGACCCCCGCGGCCGCCCCCAGGUCCGCCUUCUGGGCGCGCCCCGCCCCCGCCGCGACUCGACCGACGGGGACAUAAGCUGGCACGUCAAGGAAGCACAGGACGCCGUGGGCCGCCGCGCUAGGAGUAGGAUGGACACGCGCGAACUGGACGAGAUGCAGCUCGACAGCCCGCCCACAGAUACCAUGUGGUUGACCUCGAGCCGUAAGGAGACCCCGAGUCCCCAGCCCUUCCAGCAGCGGGAGCGGGGGCCCAUCGGCGAGACGCACAUGCCCCUGAUCAGCCAGAGCCCAUUGGCCCCCAUUGGCGAGUCCACCAUGCCCUUGGUGCCCUCGUCGCCGCCCCCGAUCAAGCCCAUUGGCGAGUUUGUCAUGCCCUUCAUCCCUUCGGCCCCGCCGGGCAAGGCCGCCGACAUGCCUUUUAUCCCCGCCGAGACGGGCUUCUCCCGCCACGCCCCCGCACGCCCCUUUGGGUUUGGUGGCGGCUUCCGCCGCCCUGCCGAGCCCGACAGGAACCUGGAAGCGCUCCGGAAGCGCAGCCCGCCCAUGCUGGGCGCCGACCUGACGUUCCGCAAGUGCCCCUCUCCCAAACACACCAAGCUCGAGCCCGAACACUUGUGGCAGUCCGAGGCGGACGAGACGAACCGCGAUCCCACCGGCCAGCGGGGUCUGUGGAGGGGAUACUGCUUCACUGCCGAGUCGGGUGAGGCGCUUGCCGAGAUCCCGCGCAUGGAGAUGAUAUCCACCCCAAGCAUCCCUAGCUCGUCGGCUACGGACCCCUUCUCCAUCGCCUUUGGCACCACGGCCACUAGCAUCUCGCCCCCGCUGAGUGAGGAGCCGGGCCAGCUGGAGGCGGCCCAGAAGUCGCCGUCAGGGACCCACUCUGCCGGGCCGCUGGCGUCGCUGCACGCGCACAAGCGCAGCGGCGAAGCCAAGGGCCUGCACAUGCUCAUGGGGUUCGAGGAGCGGCUGCGCAAGGAGAAGGCGGCCGUGGACCUGGAGGAGCAGAUCCAGGCCGAGUUCAACGACCGCUACGUGACGCAGGUCUACAACUACCUGAGCCUGGGCUACCCAGCCAUGGCGCGUUCCUACGACGACGAGCUGUCCAAGAUCUCGCGCAUCCCCCUUGCCGACCUGCAGCGCGACGACGACGCCCUUAUGGAUGGCGUCGUGGCGGUCGCCUGCGGUGGCAAGGCCAAGGGCCACAUCAAGCUCACCGAGGACGACGACACCAAGGAGCAAGACCGGUGCCCGCGCUGGAAGGCUCUCAAGCUCUACAUACACGAGUGGGCCAGCCAGCACCCGGACCUGGAGACCAUCAGCCCCCUGGCUUGGGGAGUCAAGGAGAGGCGAGGCAGCUGGGGUAUAUAGCCCAUUUGCUUGCGGAUAGCCUACUGCUCAAGGUAGCUCGUCCUUGGCUCCUUCCAAUUCUUGGCCUAUUCAGCAUUGCUAUUAUUCCCGACCCUCCCUUUUUGGCGACCCAUCCAACAUUUUCUUUCAAUUCUCAACGAAUAAGACGUCGAAAAUUUGUCUACGACUGCAUCCUGGCUUUUUGGGCUUCACGGCACGGCAAAACGUUAUCCAAAAAGGGCUCUCGCUACCGAUACCCAUGGACAUUUUUCAUUUUCAUUUGACGAUACUUCGAUGCUUUACGACGAAGGCACUGGGCCUGGUUACUCUGAAUCCUCCUCUCAGGGUUUCAUUCUGCUUCUCGUUAACUAUACAUUUUAUUCGGUGGCGUUGAUUUGGUGAUUCAUUUUAUCCCGUUUCACAUCCCUUGUCUCUGGGUCUGUGGGAAGUGACCCCCCUAAAAACUGUGAAUAUCCGUUCCCUUUUUUUCUGCUUUAAGAAGCCAUCGCCAUUACAGACAGCCUUCUGCCACGAUAUACGAGUUGUGAUUUACCGUGGCGGCCAAUCUUUUACUGCCGAGCCAGGCCCUCUUUAUUAUGACUUUUCUUUAUGAUUCUCAUCCUUUGUCUUCUGCCUCGUUUGCUGCUUUUUGAGUAUGGGGAAUCUGGAGACCAAGAGAAAAGAAGGGGCGCGCUCUCGCCCCACAGUUGUUAUUUUUACCCUAGGUGCCUGACGUAUCGAAAGAGGAGGCGCGGGACAGAGAAGAGUCUAGACUAGAGCAAGAGCCUUUCUUCUGGUCAUAUACCAUAGAUUGAUAAGACAGAUGGAUGGCAAAGAAGGAGGCUUGGGGUUUGUCCGUCUUUGCCUAGAAAGAUGGGGCGUCGAACAAGGAAGCAGCCGUCGCCCGCCUGUGUAGGGCCUGUCUCAUGAUCGUUCCAUCCCGCUAUUGCCGCUGGGUUCAGUGACGGUGUUGGGGCUUAUCUUGAUUUUCGCCUUGUCGUUCUGAUGCAGGACAAUGCGACUUGGUGAUGAUGGUCAUGUCUGAUGAUAACACAUUUCGUGACGUUUGGCAACCCCUUUUCACACAUGUUUUGCUUCUGAUCGCAGUCCGACAAGCAAAAAUGUCCAAUAGCCAGCCAGCCCUAUUCAACCACCGAGGUGUAGAGAAAUGAGAGAGAAAAAAAGACGCAACAACAUUCAUGCCUCGACCUUGAGGUCCUCCAGCACCUGCCUCUUGACAAUCUCCCUCACGGCCUCCCACUCGGGCGCCACCUCGAUGGCGCGCCUCUCC